Marasmius oreades (fairy-ring Marasmius) is the source of this 1187-nucleotide messenger RNA. RefSeq lists its product as uncharacterized. NCBI's taxonomy places the organism in Eukaryota, Fungi, Basidiomycota, Agaricomycetes, Agaricales, Marasmiaceae. The coding region runs from base 316 to 927 and encodes 203 amino acids. The record is from RefSeq and is a predicted model, not a curated record. The transcript has 2 exons.
GGCAACUUCUACUUCUUGCUCCCAAUCCACUGUCCUAGCCCAAAGCGUGCUUCAUAUACGAAACCCCUUUUUGGUGGGGUGAAUAUACAGAGGCCCCUUUUCGUCACCUCUUCAUCAUGCACCUCCCACUUUCUCGUCCGCCGCCUCAUCACUUCUUUGGUUCUUCAUCAGAUUGGUACAAGCAUAAUGACUGGAUAACUUUCAGCGAAUUUGAACGGACGAAUAACAGGUUGGCAUACUAUCAGGCCCCCAUCAAUAUUGCAAACGUUCUUAGCCGCCGAGUCUAAACUGUACAUAAAAUACGACUCGGACUAUAUGUCCUUGCUCGAGACCGCCCGCCAAACCACCGUCAAGUCCAAUCAUUUCCGGCUACCAGACUACCCAGUCCCCGAUCGAAUCGAACUUGGGCGCCCCAAGUUUGCCGAGCUCGUUUUUCAUGUCUUUAUUAUUUGCCUUGGCGAGGGCGACAACAGAAUACCUUCCCCAAUAGCCUGGCCCAACAUUUUCCCAGCCUAUCCAACUCUCAAAUUGUAUCAAGAUGACAUCCGCACACUCGAGUACAAGUCGCAGUAUCUCUCAGAAGCAUCCAACCCCGGGAUCACCUCUUUAUUGGUCCUCCCAUUCCUUGAAAUGCUAAAGGAACGAAGAGACGACCCGCUAGUAAUACUAGCGGUGCAUAUGCAGACAUUGUGCCAUGUUCGAGGUUCACCGAAUAUACACCACGACUCCAGGUGGGCUUGGGACGGAAUGGUGUGCACGGAGGAGAUGGAGGGCUUUAUCAAUGGACAGGAGAUGAGAGAGUGGUUUGAUUGUCAGCCUACGGGGGUAAAGGAGGAGUGUGAAGUGCUUGUUCAGGAAAUGGGGCUUGUUACGAGGAAUGUGAGGAUGCGGAACACGCUCGAGAAAGCGGGGCUUUUGACUCCUUGAAUCCACUGGCUGUACUCGUAGAUUAUUCAUUGAGGAAGAGUCCAACAAGAUUAGGGAUAUAGGUUGCUGGCAGCUGUGUCUUGUAAAGUCAAAAAUGAACUUAUUCAACCGGUUCGCGCUCACUGGCAGGCGUGGCCAAUGGUUUGAUGGGGAGGUCGGCUGGAAUCGAGCCUAUCAUUUCCUCUUGAUGCUUCUUCUUCUUCUUUCACUCCCGCUUUUAAUUUCAAGCUCAAGUGCUUCGUACCUGAACUUAAAACAUG